This is a messenger RNA of Pararge aegeria (speckled wood butterfly), 4531 nucleotides long. It is a transcript of the gene tst, whose product is annotated as helicase SKI2W. Bases 76 to 3828 code for a protein of 1250 amino acids. Gene Ontology annotation, cellular component: Ski complex. Gene Ontology annotation, molecular function: ATP binding; RNA helicase activity; RNA binding. The transcript is spliced from 21 exons. Gene Ontology annotation, biological process: nuclear-transcribed mRNA catabolic process, 3'-5' exonucleolytic nonsense-mediated decay. Lineage: Eukaryota; Metazoa; Arthropoda; Insecta; Lepidoptera; Nymphalidae. The record is from RefSeq and is a predicted model, not a curated record.
UACCUAAAAAAAAAUCGUAAACACUCAACAAAAUAACCCGAUUAAUGAUUUUUGGAAGCUAGUUAAUCAGUUAAAAUGUCGCUAAAUCCAGAAGAUGAAUUCUAUUCGGACCAUAAGUCACCGCCAAUUUUCGAAGAUUUAGGCGACCAAAUAAAGAACUAUCUACUGAAACCUGAAAGUCUGUCCAUCCAUAAGUGGGUGAGAUCCCAGGGAAAGUGGAACAGAUCUACUGAUUUAGAUUCAUUGUUCUUAACUGAUGAUUUGGAAGUUGAUACUACCCUAGAAGUUGUCUAUGAUGGUCUAACAGGAGAAAUAACAGGUCUACAAGAGGUAAGUAUACCAGUUGAAGAUGAUGAAGACUUUUCCAUGUCCAGAGCUCCUCUACCUCCUAGCCUGGCCACUAGGGGGAGCAUUAUGCAAGAUCCUUUCCUACCUGCUGGCUUUGAGGAGGAGUUGCAGCAAAUGCUUGAUGAAGCAGCCAAAAAUGGAGAGAUAUUAAUUGAUUUGGAGAAUGAUGAGCCAGGGAAAUUUCUUGGAGAAGAAAUUCUAACAACUGCACCCGGAGCAGCUGAAAGUGUUGUUUUCGCUGAUGGGGUGACAUUACUCAAUAAUGUGAACAAAGAUGCACCUAAAGAACUAAAGAGUGAAGAAAUUGAACCAAUCAAUUUUAAUUUUGAAGAGAUGAUUGAUAACAAUACACAUUUAGCUGGUCUUUGGCAAGAUGACAACGAACCUGUAAAGCCUGAACCAAAAAAACCUAAGCCGAAGAAAGAAAAUAUUGAUACAGAAGAAGAUGACAAUUUUCUUGAAUGCACUGUCAUACAUCCUGAAGUACCUGAACCUGAGAUACCAGUACUCAAUAUUACUAGCUCUGCAGCCAAAAUGGCGGUAACUUCUACUGAAUGGGCAGAAAUGAUAGAUGUUUCUAAACCUGUACCCGAGUUCAGAGAGAGAAUUACAGAAAUGGCACAUACUUAUCCCUUUGAAUUGGACACUUUCCAAAAACAGGCUAUAUUAAAGCUAGUAGAGGGGCAUCACGUUUUUGUUGCGGCCCACACAUCGGCUGGUAAAACUGUUGUGGCUGAAUACGCUAUCGCCUUGUCCAGAAGAAACUGCACUAGGGCAAUCUACACGUCGCCAAUAAAGGCACUAUCCAACCAGAAGUACAAUGACUUUAAUAGAACUUUUGGCGAGGUCGGCCUUUUGACUGGGGAUCUUCAGAUUAACGCCACGGCUUCCUGUCUCGUCAUGACUACGGAGAUUCUACGGUCUAUGUUAUAUUGCGGCUCUGACGUCACGAGAGAUCUGGAAUUCGUUAUCUUUGAUGAGGUCCAUUACAUUAAUAAUGCUGAGCGUGGCUACGUAUGGGAGGAGGUGUUGAUAUUGCUCCCGGCGCACGUAAGCAUAGUGAUGUUGAGUGCAACUGUACCCAACACGCUACAGUUCGCGGACUGGGUGGGGCGCACCAAGAAACGGAAAGUGUACGUUGUGUCAACACCCAAACGACCGGUGCCGCUUUGCCAUUAUCUAUACACAGGUUCCGGUGGAAAAUCUAAAAACGAGAGGUUCUUGGUCAUCGAUCAAGAAGGAAACUUCCGACUACGUGGAUAUAACGAUGCAGUCGCCGCUAAGAAGGCCAGAGAAAAUGAUUUCAAGAAAAACUUUGGACCUAAAGGUGGCAAACAGUUCGGAAACCCGAAGGCAGAGCAAACGAUGUGGGUAGCUUUUGUAGACCACCUUAGGUCGAAUGACAAGUUGCCCGUAGUAGCGUUUACUUUAUCACGCAAUAGAUGUGACCAAAACGCUGAGAAUUUAAUGUCAGUAGACUUGACAACGGCGAGGGAAAAGAGUCACAUAAGGUCCUUCUUCUCAAAAUGCCUGCAACGUUUAAAGGAGCCGGAUAGGCGCUUGCCUCAAGUUAUACGUCUUCAGCGUGUAUUGGAGAAUGGGAUCGGAGUACACCACAGUGGUAUUCUGCCGCUGUUGAAAGAAAUCGUUGAAAUGCUGUUUCAGACUGGCCAUGUUAAACUACUGUUCGCGACGGAGACAUUCGCGAUGGGUGUAAACAUGCCCGCACGUACUGUGGUUUUCGACGACAUUACCAAAUUCGACGGUUUGCAGUCCCGCAGUUUGGCGCCCGCUGAAUACAUUCAGAUGGCGGGCCGUGCUGGCAGACGAGGUCUUGAUGACACGGGUACAGUUAUAAUCCUAUGCAAAGACGGCGUGCCCGAUCAGAUGACGCUCAAGGCCAUGAUGUUGGGCACUCCCCAAAAGUUAUCCUCUCAGUUCAGACUCACAUACGCCAUGAUACUCAGCUUGUUGCGAGCGGCAACUGUAUCAGUGGAGGGUAUGAUGCAACGUUCAUUCCGGGAAUUCCAUCAAGUAUGCCAGGCAGACAAUUACCGCAAACAGUUACAACUAGCCGAAAAAGAGUAUUCCGAGAAAUGUACUGUUCCUUUAUCCUCACAUUUGGCACCGCUAGCCACUUUCUACGACACCGCAGUGGCUUAUAUAGACGUUUUGAAUGAAAUAAUGCCGAUCUUACUGAACCAGCCCAAGGUCGUGAAGGAAUUUGCGCCUGGGAAGGUGCUGAUAUUGUCCGCGGGUCCAUAUAUCAAUCAGUUGGGCGUUUUUUUGAACGGAAACGGGCCCCGACUGACUCCAUACAAGGUUUUAGUACUUGACACGGUCAAAGAAGACACCGUGCGGUACAAUUUCGACGUGGAUGAAAACUGGUAUCGAAUGCUGAGCUUCUCUGCGCUAUACGAUAAUAUAGGUACCGAGGAAAGCACAAUGGAUCAUACGAUAUUGUGCAUAGCACCAAAGAACGUGAUCGCCGUGACAAAGAUGAAUCUCAAAAUAGACGCCAACAAAAUCAUACAAGACUUCGAGCAGAGGCAAAUUCCGAGGUUUAAAGACGCGGCUGUCGGCCCAACCUGCGCAAGCGCAGUGCAGGAGUUAUCCAGAGUUUCUCACGCGGUUCGAACCGGCGCUACAACACUCGACAGGAUCAGCCUCACUCAGUCACUCGCUAUAUCUACCGGUGACAUAUUGCACGCACUCGAUAAAAUGAACAAGUUAAAGGCGGAACUAGACUCACUUAAGAAGGCCACAGAUAUAGCGAACUUCAAAAGCGAAUUCGCAGUAGUAUAUGAACGAAAGCAGACCGAAAGAAAUCGAGAUAAAUACAAACGCUUACUCUCAUUUGAAAGCCUUGCCUUAUAUCCAGAUUACCAAAGAAGACUUUUAGUCCUACGCGAACUAAACUAUAUAGAUGAACACGACAAUGUUAUCAUAAAAGGGAGAGUGGCUUGUGGUAUGGGAACGAAUGAGUUGAUAAUAUCCGAAUUAGUCUUCAGAAACGUCUUCACUGAUAAAGAUCCGGCUGAGAUUGCCGCCUUGUUGAGCUGUUUUGUUUUCCAAGCGAAAACUAGAGUGGAUCAAGUUCUGACGGAUAAAUUGGCUGCUGGAGUGGCGGCGAUUCAGGCGAUUGAUGAAGAGUUAUCCGCUAUCGAAUCUAAGUAUUUGGUAGGCCAAUUCGAGGGUCAAGGUGAGCGACUGAACUUCGGUCUCGUCAGGGUAGUUUACGAGUGGGCCCUCGAGAAACCCUUCGCGGAGAUUGUGGAAUUGACCGACGUGCAAGAGGGUAUCAUUGUUAGGUGUAUUCAACAACUUCACGAGCUUCUUGUAGACGUCAAAGACGCGGCAGUCGGCAUCGGGGACACAAUGCUUCAAGCCAAAAUGAUGGAAGCCUCCACCGCCAUCAAACGUGACAUUGUAUUUGCCGCCAGCUUGUACACAACGCAACGGGAGACUAUUACCAUAUAACUAAUAGGCAGCGGAUAACAGUUUUUAAACUAAGAUGAUGAAUUUAGCAGGGUUAACUUUAUAAAGCCUCAAAUUAUGUCUACCAUUUUCUCAUCCCAUUUCUAUAAGAUAAAUCGAGGAAAGGGUGCGUUCAUAAAAUACGUGAGAUGUUUAAGGGGGUAGGGGUUCGAGUUAAAUCUCAUCUAAUCUUACGCUGGAGAGAGGCCAAAUAUCACGCAAUGUUUUUUCUGAUUGAAACAAAAAAAAUAUAUACUUUUCAGUCCAUUGGUCUUUUUACGAUAACAAUCCAACGCGUUAACGUAAGAAACCCACAUUUUGAUAAUCUCACGUGAGAUUGGGGGAUGGGGGAGGGGGUCGAAUAAAAUCUCACGACAUGUGUGCGGAAGCGAGGGACUUAAAAAACACCUCAUGUAAUUUAUGGACGCCCACAAAUGGUGUAGACAUAAUUAUCUCGUAACGCAUCUGGGUAAGAUUACCCAAAUAUAUAUAGAUUUCCAAUUGAGUGAUAAUUAUUAUUAUGUAACUUACUUGAAAUAAAUAAAUAUUGAAUUUUGAUUUUUUUUUUUAAUUUUGAAUCAAUUAUUCGUGUUAGCGUUACUUUUUGUAUUAAUGCUAGAGAGAGAUAAGUAUGAACCAAAAAGUUAUGCGCAAAAUGUACUGUUUCUAUUGCUAAAUAAAGACAACCGUUUUAUAUAUUUAUUUU